Messenger RNA from Dissoconium aciculare CBS 342.82, 2067 nucleotides. Its product is annotated as NCA2-domain-containing protein. The record is from RefSeq and is a predicted model, not a curated record. NCBI's taxonomy places the organism in Eukaryota, Fungi, Ascomycota, Dothideomycetes, Mycosphaerellales, Dissoconiaceae. Bases 1 to 2067 code for a protein of 688 amino acids. Gene Ontology annotation, cellular component: mitochondrial outer membrane. The transcript is spliced from 2 exons.
AUGAGCUUCGUUCUCGAUCAAGUGCAUCGCAUCGAUGGACAGCUUAACAGGAUACAACUUGCGCCAAAUUUCCUCGCCCCUAACUCAACAGGACUCACGACGACCGAAGCUCUGCACAUAGAUUCACUACAGCCGCAGCAGUCGUCAACACGACAACCUCGGCCUCCUUCAGCACGUGUGCUUGCUCUCCAAGCUGCGAUCCGUGGUGCCUCGCCGGGAAUUUCACACAGUAGAGCACUACUCAGAACAUCACAAAUCAAGCUCGCGCUUGCUGCUCUCUCACGUCGGACAGAGGCGCGAGGGCUUGAGAACGACGAGCAAGGCAGCGCAGAGCAAGACCCUUUUGAGCAUGAGUUGGAGUGGCUGUUGGUAUCCAAGAUAACUACACAAGUAUAUGGGGUGGUGCUGAAAAAUAUCCUUGAUCACGCUGUGGACAUCUCCAACGAUGUAUGGUACUGGGAUGCUGUCCUUAGCUCGCGCGUUGGCACGCUCAUAUAUAGCGUACAGACCUCGCCGGCGAGGUUCUGGCGUUGGGGGAACGUGGUUUGGGCAGAUGUACAAGCACGUGGUGGCCACUUCGACAUUCGGAGCGCCAGUCGGGAUACGGGCGACACCCUUAGCAAACGGUGGGGCCAAUUCUAUAAACUCGUUCGCGAUGUCGUCGCGGAGCGCAGCGUCGCCGAGGUCAACAAACACAUUCUCUCGCCCGUUUCUCGCAUCCGGGCCGAGAUCCGGCUCAAGCAGACUGCGCUGAAGAAAAUUCGCAUGCGAAAUGCCAAUGCUUUGGGCGUGUUGCUUGGUGAAGGACUCGCGAAUGAGUGUGUUCACGGCGAUGGCAUGACGACUCCGACUCCUGCGAACGUGCAGGAUGUGCAGGGUAAAUGGAAGGCUUCGGUCGGAAGAAAUGUUGCAUUGAUUGAAGCUGUUCUGGCGAAAACUACCGAUCUCGACACUCCCGUCGACGGAUACGAUGGCGCGAUAGCGGAGCUCACGGAAGAAGAUCCUCUCUACACACUCGACCUUCGAAACAUCAACGUUUCCCCUCAGCACGUUGGAGAACGAUUGAGCCGCAUUUUGACGAUCGGCUUGCCACAGUAUGAAACCGCCUCGAAAGCCCUGGUGCGGCGACACGGAAAGCCUUCUCGUCUGGUGCGGUAUUGGCUUCCUAUCACCAUUGGUCUUCUCUCGUCUAGCACAGUUCUACGCAUUCUCGCAAGCCGACAAGCACAGCUUGUACAAUGGGUCAGCGAUCUCGGUUCUACCGUGGUCGAUUUCUGGACCAAUUGGGUUUUGGAACCUACUCGCAACGUCAUUAAGACGAUCCGACACGACGAAUCAAGCGCCAUAAGCCUCUUGUCCCGACGGUCACUGGAAGGCGACCGCGAAUCACUCGAACGCAUGGUCAUCGAUUUCGCCAUUGACAACCCUGCCCACGUUAACGACACCGGCGCUACGACGGCCCUGACUGACGUGCAAGUCGCCGAAAUCCGUGCCAAAGUCCGCGAAGGUGAUCUAACGCCAGUCCUUCGCGCCUACGAAAAGGAUCUCACUUCCCCAGUCCUUGGUGCGCUCCGCGGCAAUUUGAUUCGUGCCCUGCUGAUACAGAUUCAAAAGACCAAGGUCGACGUGGAAGUCGCUAUGGGCGGCAUUGACAGCCUGCUCAAGUCGCAGGAGCUUCUCAUUGGCUUCAUCAGUCUGACACCUGGCCUCCUCGUCGCUUGGGGAUUGAUCCACUAUAUCCGCACCACCAUUCUCACCACAGGCGCCUCGAAGAAGUCCUCCGCAGCGCGUCGGCAGGAGCACAUGCUCCGACAACUGCGUAAUGUCGAUCGCAUCCUGACAGCAGCCCAGCCGACACAAUUUGGCGAGCUCCUCUACAAGGAUCAAGGCUUGUUGAUCUGUGAGGUUCAUAUCCUCAGGCUGGCAGCAGCGCGGAUCAUGCCGACCGAGAUUUUGAGGGAAUUCGGAGAGGAGGUCGACGAAUUGUGUGAUGUCCGUGUAGGUGUAGAGAGGCAGCGUCGGGUCGGGGAGAGGAUUCGAUGGGCGUAUCGGAGGUGGCUGAAAUGA